UGUCCCACUGCGGCACCCUGACCCGUGAUAACGGCAGCGCUCCUCCUGACAGCUUUAGCGACUUCUCUGACAGUUGGUUUAUCUCUGUUUCACUCAGUCUUUUACCUGUAAGAUGAACAGGAGACCUUAAUGUUAUCUGUGAACGUUUAUUCAUCGUCCUGUGAUGGAGAACAUUCACCGCCAAGGCGUUUGGGUGGCGGAGGCUCUUCAGCUGAGAACGAGAAGCCUGGAGGAUUUCUGGCUAGUCGCUUCUCAUAUGGGAGACCCGAAAGCUGCGGUUCUCCUGGUCUUUCCUGUCGUGUUUUACAUUCAUCGACGGACUGGCAUCGCUGUUCUCUGGGUAGCAGCUUUAUCAGAGUGGCUUAAUUUGGUUCUCAAAUGGUUCCUGUUUGGCGAGAGGCCAUAUUGGUGGAUUGGAGAAUCUGGAUUGUUUUCUAAAAACCCACCGAAAGUCCAGCAGUUCCUGUCUACCUGUGAGACUGGCCCAGGCAGUCCUUCGGGUCAUGCCAUGGUCACUAGUGCUGUCUGGUGGCUGAUCGUCUCUGCGCUGGCCUCAUUCUUUCACACUCGCACCGGCAGUAAGAUAUUGGCUGCAGUGCCGUACCUGUUGUAUGCAGUAUUUUUGGGAUGUGUGGGCCUUUCUCGGAUCUUCAUCCUGGCUCACUUCCCUCAUCAAGUCAUUGCCGGUCUUCUGACAGGGGUGUUGCUGGGGAUUUAUCUGAACCGGACUGUGCCUGAAUGUCGCCCUCUGCUGUUCUUCUUUUGCUGUAGCGUGACUUUGCUCUUUGGAGCGCUUGUGCUGCAUGGUGCCCUGCAAAAGACUGGGAUUGAUCUUUCUUGGUGGGUACAAUGUGACAUUGACUAAAUAUUUAG
Pimephales promelas (fathead minnow) is the source of this 873-nucleotide messenger RNA. NCBI's taxonomy places the organism in Eukaryota, Metazoa, Chordata, Actinopteri, Cypriniformes, Leuciscidae. The record is from RefSeq and is a predicted model, not a curated record.